UUAAUAAUGGGACUUGGCACUCAGGGAGCAGAGAAGAAGAGUGCAGCAUCUAUUGCCUGCUUCCUGGCAGCCAACGGGGCUGACCUCAGCAUUCGUAACAAGAAGGGUCAGUCUCCUCUUGACCUCUGCCCUGACCCUAGUCUGUGCAAAGCACUGGCUAAGUGCCACAAAGAAAAAGUCAGUGGUCAGGUUGGCUCCAGAAGUCCAUCUAUGAUCAACAACGAUUCUGAAACCUUAGAAGAAUGCAUGGUGUGUUCAGACAUGAAGAGAGACACUCUGUUUGGCCCCUGUGGACACAUUGCCACGUGCUCCCUCUGCUCACCACGGGUGAAAAAAUGCCUCAUCUGUAAAGAACAAGUUCAGUCUAGGACAAAGAUUGAAGAGUGUGUGGUAUGCUCAGACAAGAAGGCAGCAGUGCUUUUCCAGCCUUGUGGUCAUAUGUGUGCCUGUGAGAACUGUGCCAGCCUGAUGAAGAAGUGUGUGCAGUGCCGGGCGGUGGUGGAGCGCAGGGUGCCUUUCGUCACCUGCUGCGGAGGGAAAGGUACAGAGGAUACCACUGAUGAGAUUUCAAGUGGAAACAUUCCAGUUUUGCAGAAAGACAAAGACAACACCAAUGUCAACGCAGAUGUACAGAAGCUGCAGCAACAGUUACAAGACAUCAAGGAACAGACAAUGUGUCCUGUCUGUCUGGACCGUCUGAAGAACAUGAUCUUCCUGUGUGGGCAUGGGACCUGCCAGCUCUGUGGAGACAGGAUGAGCGAGUGCCCCAUAUGCCGCAAGGCCAUCGAGCGAAGGAUUCUCUUGUACUAAGCAGUGCAACCAGUGUCUUUUAUUAGCUUAUGAAAUAGUAAGGACUUCUUGGUGGUUUAAGUCUCUGUAAGAUUGAAAGGCAGUAAGAGGAUCCAGUGAAAACAUUUCUAAUACUGUGGCACAGGUUCAUGACAUGGGAGUUGUUUAAAGACUGUGAACACACCAAAUAAGAA
Messenger RNA from Merops nubicus (carmine bee-eater), 983 nucleotides. Its product is annotated as E3 ubiquitin-protein ligase MIB1-like. The annotation marks the transcript as partial. The record is from RefSeq and is a predicted model, not a curated record. Gene Ontology annotation, biological process: protein ubiquitination. Gene Ontology annotation, cellular component: cytoplasm. Lineage: Eukaryota; Metazoa; Chordata; Aves; Coraciiformes; Meropidae. The transcript has 6 exons. Gene Ontology annotation, molecular function: ubiquitin-protein transferase activity.